Messenger RNA from Schistosoma guineensis, 4690 nucleotides. The record is from the annotation of a GenBank genome assembly. Lineage: Eukaryota; Metazoa; Platyhelminthes; Trematoda; Strigeidida; Schistosomatidae.
AGUUAAGCCUAAAGAGCGCGUUACAUGGAGUGUGCGUAACUUGACACGUUUGCAAAUGGUUAACGAGAAGGCGUUUAAUGUUCAGUCUGCUUAUUCAGAUCUCAACAAGGCUUGUAGUGCUCAAGCGUACGAUAAGAUUAUAAAUAUCUCUGGGAAAAUUCUUACAAAGUAUCCUGGUGAGACUAAAGCUUUCCUGUGCAAGGUUGUUGCCCUUAUUCGAACCGAGAAAUACGAAGAUUGUUUGAGUUUCUUGAAAAGAAACCCAACACUAUCUAGUCAUGUCAUCUUUGAGAAAGCUUACGUUGAAUAUAGACUUAAUCGUCUCACUGAAGCCGCAAAAACUCUUGAAUCAGCCGAGGCAAACGAUCCAAAAGCUCAGGAACUAAAAGCGCAAGUGUUGUACAGGAAAGGUGAUUUUACUGCUGCAUACGCCUACCUACGGUCAGUGAUUCGAAAUUCUCAAGAUGAUUAUAGUGAAGAACGGCUCGCGAAUCUAACGGCGGUGGCUGCUGCUGAAUCAUGCUUUAAUAACACUAAUCUGGACCUAGAUGUUAACCCCCAAAUGUAUGAAGGAAAGUUUAAUCUGGCAUGUUAUCAUCUUGGACGUGGUGACUGUCAUCUGGCAUCCAGAUUGUUAGAUGAUGCUGAAAAUACUUGUAAUCUGUGUCUCUCUGAAGACCCGGAAUUAACUGAAGAGGAGAAGAAUGAAGAGUUAGCUCCUAUAAGAGUUCAGCGAGCUUAUAUUUUGCAGAUCAAUAAGGAAGAAGAAGAAGCGAACCAGGUGUAUCAAUCAGUCAUUCGACAAAGAGCUUCAGAUACUGCUCUUCUAGCAGUGGCUGCUAACAAUAUUGUCUGUAUCAAUCAAGAUCAAAAUAUAUUCGACAGCCGUAAACGUAUUAAGAUGGCUUCUACAGAUGGUUUACAAUUUAAGCUUUUUUCUCGCCAACGUACUGAUAUGCUUAUCAACCAAGCUUUGUUUUACUGGUACACGAACCAAAUGGAAGCUUGUACCGCAAAGCUACGUACAGUUUUACAAGAGGAGUUAAGUCCAAGAGCUUUGCUUUUAUCGGCUGCUCAGUUAAUUAAAGAGAAAAAUAUUGAUAAAGCAGUUUUACUCUUGGAAAGUUAUUUGUCCAAUGUUACUGGUAAUCAGGUAGAUGCAGAAAUCCCUUUAGCUUUGGCUCAAAUAAAUCUUCGCCGAAUAUCUGCAAAUCAUUUGGGAACCGGUAGUCCGCAACCUAAAAAUGCAUUAAAUGUAGCCCAAAUGCUUGAAAACAUUCUUCCCCAGCACUUAAUUCAUUCUCCUGGUGUUUUGUCAACACGGAUCGCUUUAUAUCUUUUAGCGAGCUCUGGUGAAAAUGCUGUACAAACACGUCCCGAUAGCAUGAAACAAAUAGUCAAUUGUAUUGAAUCAACCCUUCAUUAUUAUGAAGAGUUAGGAGAACAGGUAAUUCUCUUCCCUAUAUAUAAUGAAUUGAAGAUAAUUUCCGAAUCAACUUGUUGAUGUUUUCCAGUCCGAACUUUGAUACUUGUAUCUUCUACUCUUGGUAUUCAUGUGAAAAACAAAAAUGGGUGAAACUUGAAUAUUAGAAAGUUUAUUACUAAAUGUAUUCGUGGUUUGUCAUUCUUCGUCUUUUAUGAUUUGAUUGUUGUAUCUCAUAUGAUUUUGUACAUCAUUUAUUGAGUUCAUGACAGUCUAAAUGCAGCUCGAGAAGUUUUAUUAUCAUAGGUGAAAAAAUGGAUUUGACUGAUAUUAUUUAAACUAUUGGUUUCUAUUCUCAGGACUUAAACUUCAUAUAAAUAUCGUUACAACUCUGAAUGAAUAUGUAAUGUAGAGUCUCUAAUUAUUGUUCUAAGGCCUUUAAAACCCAACAUUCGCACCCCUUUGAGUACUUUGUCAAAUAUCGUAAAGCGUCAUUGGAACUGAACUAUUUAUUUUUGUUAUCAUCAGUAAGACUAACAUUUGAAUUCAAUUUUAACUUGUAUUAAAUUUUCCAUUUGUUGGACUUCUUUGAUGGAUACUUUUAUGCGACUUAAACUAUGGUUUUCUGGAUGGAUGUCUUCAGAAUGAAACUUAUUCCCAUUUGUUGGAUAAUUGUGCUGGAUUUCUUCUGCAACAAGGUGAGGCAAAACUUGCGGCUGAAAUUCUUGAAAAACAGUUAGCCCGACUUGAAUCAAACGUUUCUCAAGAAAAACAAAAUAGUUUAAUCAAACAAGUACUGGUAGCUCGUUUGGUACGUGCCUACGCACAGUUUGAUCGUCCUAAAGCCGAACAAACCUGUAAAUCAUUACAAGCUAAAGAAUCCCUCUCAGAGGCUGAUGUAGAUACUUUGGAAACUACAUUUUUAUAUGGAGCAAAGUCUUUAAAACGGCUUGGCAAACCCAGUGAGCCAACGGAUAUUUCAGACAAGGGCAAGUCAAAACGAAACCAAAUAAAAAAAAACAUUUCUAAGUAAGUGUUUGAACUUAUAUAUUCAUUUAAAAACUUAAUUAUCCAAAAUCUUGGCAUACUCAAGGCAAUUGAUUGCUUUAUAACCAAUUAAUGCUAAUUGACGCAUAACCAAUAUUGGGUAGUGUAGUGUACCAGAGUUAUUCUUGAGAAUUUUUACUUGUAAGUAAUUGUGGAUUUUAGAGAAUCUUCAUAAAAUAUUCUUAGUGUUGUUACCUUGAAAUUUCUUCCGAACAAUAAAUUCAAUCAAAGGACAAACAGUCAGCUCGUGAGAAUCGGUCAUUGGUAUAUUUUGGAGCUAACAAGCAAAUUGAAAAGAAAUAACUGUCUCAACUUAUUUUAUCGAGUCUUCUCUUGAGCUGAUAAAGAAGUCGUUCAAAGAGACCGUCUGUGGUCCUCGUUGAAAGGAAAUUAAAAUGUAAAAACCUAUCUAAUUACCAAGUUGAAAAAAUGUAAGAUAUUUUUUGUAUUUCACCAGUAAUUAUAUAUCGAUGCCUAAUCCAAUGGAAAAAUGAAUUGCUGUGAAGUUCUAAAUUUCUCUACUAUUUUGCAACUUUGCUAUUUGUUUCUUAUUUCCUCAUCCACAGAGUUUUAUUGUAAAGUUUGUUUCCUAAUUACAAUCCUCAUUUCAGUUUCAGGACCAGUUGUUUAUUAUCACACUCAACAUUUAGGACGGUUAUAUUUCAACUUGUUUCAUCUAUAUUACUGUCUGUUAGUAUUAUUAACACUCUGAAAUACGGAUUACAUUCAGAAAUGAAACAUAAUUGUACGUGGGAAAAAAUCGAAUUGCCCCGUAAAUUUACAUCAAACAAUAAUAUUGAAAAUAAGCUCCAAAAUAUACAGUGUAGUACUCAAAAGCUAAUAAAUUAGCAACUUAUUAGUGUUGUGUAAGCUGUUAUAAAAGUCCUUGAGUUAUAUUUUAUAUGGAUAAAUUUUUCGUGGGUUGCUAAAACGAGCUAAAUCUGUUGAAUAAUUAAUCCAGUCAAUGCUCUAUUAGUUAGUUCAAAAGUGACUGAUACUAGAAAUAUAUAACUUGUCAGUAGAAAAACUGAGUAGGCAUUCUUUAUUGACCUAGUACUUAAUUUAUUGCUCAACCUUAUUUUACAUUAAACUGAGAUUGAAUAUUCUAAACAACUUCGAUAUACUGAAGAUUAAGGUCAUGAAGUUUUGAAUGGUUGAUCAGAAAUUUUUAGUCACCAACCAUUGUAUUCUUUGCUGUUGUGUAUAUUAAUUGUGUACUACUGUAAUUCUACUUUUUUAAAAUUUUAUUUAUCAGUACUCCUUCCUCAGAUCCUGGUGUGCAGCAGGUUACUUCACGUUCUAAGCGUAAAAAGAAGAAGAUUCGCCUGCCCAAGAAUUAUCAGCCAGGAGUCAUGCCUGAUCCUAAUCGUUGGUUACCCCGACGAGAACGUACUCACUAUCGUGGCAAACGUCGUGACAAGCGAUUUGCUCCUACACGUGGUCCUCAGGGUCAAAUAACUGGAGAAAGUGAAUGGGAUGCUGCUAUACGUAGUCCUAAAGUCAAAGUUCAUGAAGACGGUUCAGCAGGAUCUACUCCUAAACAAAUGUCUAAUACAGCUAAACAGCAACAAAAGAAAGGUCGUAAGAAAGGCCGAUAAUAUUACCAAGACUAAAUAAAACAACAGAGUAUCUAAUUAAUCUGUAAUUUUUUGAUCGUGUAAUAUAUAUAAUGUAUUGUGCAUCUAUGUACAUGUUAUUUGUACUGUAAUAUUUCUUUUUGGUUCAAAUUCUGGAAACAUUUGUAUGUAUACCUAGUGAAAUAUAUUUGUUUUUAUUAGAUAAUUCCGUUUGACAGUAUAUUCUUAAUAAUUAAAGCAUCAUUUUCAUGGGUUACAACCUUUAAUUUCUUAUCAUUUAUUUAUUAUUCAUUAUAAGUGUAGUGGUUGUUAGUCUUUUUCAUUAUACUUGUUCUUGGAAGGUUAUUUCUUUUUUUUCUUCAUUGUAUCACUACAUAUUAAUUUGGUCUUUAUGAAUUAUAUUUUUAUUUGGUAUUCAUGAGUAAGAAUUAACAGUGUUACCACUUCCUAAUAUUGUUAAAUAUGUGUUUCUUUUAUUUAAAAUUAUGGUUUACCUCUAAAAUAAUGUAGAGAAGGAAAAAAGUACUUCUGUGUACAUCUACGUUAGAGCGUAAACACAGUGAUAUUAUCUUGUUAGAAUAAUGGUAUACGAGAAAUGUGACUAUAUUUUAAGUAAUCAAAAAUAAAUACUGAUUGUCUGGGA